Molecule: messenger RNA, 1203 nt
Organism: Eimeria acervulina
Lineage: Eukaryota; Apicomplexa; Conoidasida; Eucoccidiorida; Eimeriidae
Exons: 4
Coding region: 1-1203 (400 amino acids)
Source: RefSeq, a predicted model, not a curated record
AUGGAGGGAGUUAACAGACUCUGCUCGUGCAGGUUUGAGCCGCUGGUCGAUGUGCCAGUGCCAGAGAAGGCUGUCGUGUGGACUUCGAACAAUUACUACGAUGGCUCAGGCUGGGUGGGUUUGACAGACCGGGAUAAGUUGUCGCUAAAACCUACACUCUUUAAAGACCAUCGCCUGCUUUUUCUAGAGCCAGUUGAAGGCGUCUGCGAAGCGUUUAGCACUGUCCAGUCAGGCAAAUAUGACGUCAAGUGCUGGAGCAAGCACGGGUGUCACUUGGGCAUAGAGGGGGACAAGAACGUGUUUCUGUUGACUCCAACUUUGCGAGAGGUUGCGGUGUAUUCUCAUCCGGAGCGUUUGCCGGCUUUCCCUAAGGCUUGGAAGCCGCUGCUGUUUACUGUGAACGCUUCUUUGAUAGCUUUUCGGCUGACAGACAAGGUGUGUCUGAUAGUGACAAUAGACGAGAGUCAAACAGUGAAGAUACAGUGCGUGGACUACAACGCGGGCUUUGUGGUGUCUCACCCCUCAACAAAUGCAGCACUUGCUUACGGCGCGAUGGUAGUGAAGGGGUUUGAUGCGCUGCCUAACUGCGAGGUGAUACCGCACAUAAACUGCGCCUCAGGCGACUGGGGCUUCUUCGUGCAGCUGUUUCAGUGGGGGUCUUUUGUCAUUCCUAAGUCGGUAGACCUGACUCGGCCUACAUCGAUCUUGGGCCUCGGCCUUGGAAAGAAAGUAGACUGUCUUGGGGUUCUUCUGCACCCACCGAACAUUGUUAUUAUGGUGCAUUUAGAGUCGCCUAAGGUGCUGAGGGCACUGGAAUAUGGACGUGAUUAUCUCCUGACAGCGAUUAAAACAAGCGAAACAGACAUUGACAUCUACCUUAUCAUGGACGGCCAGAUGACGCGCUUCAACUACUCUUUUGACUUGAGAAUCAACAGGCCCGGGAAACCACAACACCACGACAAUGUCGCAUUCAAAUGUACACUCGAGCUCGAUGAUAAGAAGAAGUGCAACCGUUUCAUCUUCCAAAAUACUAAGUCGGCGUCUGUUGUUGUGCCCCAAGGCUGCCCCUCAGGGGAGGGAGACCACCUCGUCAACAAAACACUCAUUGCAGUCUUUGAUGCAGAAAUAUGCAUGUACCUCACCCAUCCUCCAGCCUUGAAGCUGUGCUCUGCCUUCGACACCGUAGCACUGCCGGUCGACUGA